Mesocricetus auratus (golden hamster) is the source of this 2162-nucleotide messenger RNA. RefSeq names its product O-sialoglycoprotein endopeptidase like 1 (gene Osgepl1). Gene Ontology annotation, biological process: tRNA threonylcarbamoyladenosine modification. Lineage: Eukaryota; Metazoa; Chordata; Mammalia; Rodentia; Cricetidae. Gene Ontology annotation, cellular component: mitochondrion. The coding region runs from base 596 to 1846 and encodes 416 amino acids. The transcript is spliced from 8 exons. The record is from RefSeq and is a predicted model, not a curated record.
GAUUUCUGAUGAAAAUACUCAGGUUUCUCAGAUCUACCUGUAAGUCUGAUGACAUUUUCCCUAAAAUAGGGUGAGGAUGUAUGCACCCUAUCCUUUUCCUCAUGGUGGCAGCAAAGCUAACCGAAGGCAGGAUCCUUCCCUAAAACAGCGCAGUGCAGUCAGAACUGAAUUCCUGUCAGUGUGACCCGAUAGACGUCGUGGUGCUCACAAACCUGAGAGGAACGCCGGAGGGCAAGCCGGAAGAUUCGCGAUGUCCUUAGGCCUUUCUUUACCAAGCAGCUCUGGAGCCACGGGAAGGCCCGCGGACCCAAGAACUGCGGCGCUGCCCGGUGACGUCACUGCCAGGCGCCGGAGCUCCGAGCGGAUCGCCGCAGGUUUCCUAGAUGGUUGACAACGCCGAGAUCUCGGCUCUCAGGCAUUUGAAAGCAGGUCUAGUCGGAGCUCCUCUCCUGCGCCCUGCCGACAGGGACUCCGUCGCUUCCGAACCAGCUGCUUCCAGCUGUGUUGCCCAAACUGAGGAAAUCGAAUUCGUCUGGAGUGGCUUUGGGAGCUCACGACUCGAGUCCCUGCAGGAAUUAUUUGUAGAGUAGUAAGUAUGCUAAUACUAAGUAAGACAGCAGGAGUUUUUUCCAGAUCACCAAAGAGGAACGUUUAUGGAUUUUUAAGAAGUUUUAGUGUUUGCCCUGGAACACUUUUUCCUCAUAAACUGGUCCUGGGAAUUGAAACCAGCUGUGAUGACACAGCAGCUGCUGUGGUGGAUGAAGCUGGACAUGUGUUGGGAGAAGCAAUGCAUUCCCAGACCGAAGUUCAUUUAAAAACAGGUGGGAUUGUUCCUCCAGUAGCUCAACAGCUUCACAGAGAAAAUAUCCAACGAAUAGUAGAAGAAACGCUCUCUGCCAGCAGCAUCUCUCUAUGUGACCUCUCAGCGAUUGCAACUACCAUCAAACCAGGACUGGCUCUAAGUUUGGGCGUAGGCUUGUCAUUUAGCUUACAGCUAGUAAAUCAGUUUAAAAAGCCGUUCAUUCCUAUUCAUCAUAUGGAGGCACAUGCUCUUACUAUUAGGCUGACCAAUAAAGUAGAGUUUCCUUUUUUGGUUCUUUUGAUUUCUGGAGGUCACUGUCUGUUGGCAUUAGUCCGAGGUGUUUCAGAUUUUCUGCUUCUUGGGAAGUCUUUGGACAUAGCGCCAGGUGACAUGCUCGACAAGGUGGCAAGAAGACUUUCUUUAAUCAAACAUCCAGAGUGUUCUACGAUGAGUGGUGGGAAGGCUAUAGAACAUUUGGCCAAACAAGGAAAUAGAUUCCAUUUCACUAUCAAUCCUCCCAUGCAGAAUGCUAAGAAUUGCGAUUUUUCUUUUACGGGACUUCAGCAUGUUACCGACAAGCUAAUAAAGCACAAGGAGAAAGAAGAAGGUGUUGAGCAGGGGCAAAUCCUGUCUUCAGCUGCAGACAUUGCUGCGGCCGUGCAGCAUACAACAGCGUGCCACCUUGCGAAAAGAACACAUCGUGCUAUCCUGUUCUGCAAGCAGAAAAAAUUGUUACCUCCAACUAACGCAGUAUUAGUUGUAUCUGGAGGUGUUGCAAGUAACUUGUAUAUCCGAAGAGCUCUGGAAAUUGUAGCAAAUGAAACACAAUGCACUUUGUUGUGUCCUCCUCCACGAUUGUGCACUGAUAAUGGCAUUAUGAUUGCAUGGAAUGGGAUUGAAAGAUUACGUGCUGGCUUGGGCAUUUUACAUGAUGUAGAAGGCAUCCGAUAUGAACCAAAAUGUCCUCUUGGAGUAGACAUAUCCAAAGAAGUCGCAGAAGCUGCCAUAAAAGUACCACAAUUAAAAAUACAAUUUGAUUUGUGAUUCUUAAAGGUCUCUACAGCUCACAAGUGUGCAAAUCUCCAGUUCCAGUGGACCCAGCACCCUUUUCUGAACUCAAGAUGUGGCAGCAUGCACAGGGCCUGCACAGGUUCAAGCCAGAUAGGGACCCAGUGCUGAGAGCAGAAGUGGACAUGAACUCACAAGCCUAACCAAGAAGCUGUCUCCAACUGAUAAUCCGCUUUCAAAGGAAAAAUUAAUUUUCCCCAGUAGCAUCUGAGUGUAUUAUCCACACUUGAGGAUAGGCCCCAUGCCUAGCAAUAGAUGGCAAACACAAAAUAAAUUCAGUGGUAUUUUUGUA